GGCAGGGAGAGAGGGAAGGGUGGAGGGUGAGUAGAGAAGUGAGGCAGAAAGAUAUUUGUUCCCAGACGCAGGAGUUUUUUAGCACUGGGUUCUGAGUGAAGAUGAGGUUUCUCCGAGCUCUGAGCGUUCUGCUCUGCUGCUCCCUGUCCUCUGCACAGACACUGGAUCCUGGUGGGAGAAAUGUUUGCAAGGAUUCAAGGGACUCCUCUACACUGUUGUGUUGCACUGGAUGGCGCCAGCAGGGAAAAGAGUGCACUAUAGCUCUCUGUGAAGGUGAACAAAUGUGUCUUGAGAAUGAGAUCUGUGUGUUUCCUGGAGUAUGCCGCUGCCCACCUGGGUACUAUGGAGCUCAGUGUAAAACACGCUGUCCUCCUGAGUUCUGGGCGUCAGACUGCCGUCAGGUGUGUCCAUGCUACCCUCAUGGCCACUGUAAUGCUGUCACCGGCGAGUGUACAUGCAACCCCACCCGCUGGGGCCCGCUUUGCCAGAACACCUGCAAGUGCACUCGCAAUGGCCACUGCCACCCCGUCAUGGGAAACUGCAUCUGCGAUGAAGGCUGGUGGUCCCCGACCUGCUCCAAACCAUGCCAAUGCUCCAGCAUUGGAUCUCUGGGCUCCAGCUGUGACCCGCUAACAGGCCGCUGCCAGUGUCGCAGGGGAUACUGGGGGAUUAGAUGUCAGGCCAGUUGCAACUGUAACCAGUCUCCAUGUAAUGAGCGGACCGGCGUGUGCGAAUGUGAGGCGGGCUCCUGGGGAUCCAGCUGUGACAGGAAAUGUAACUGUGACCUGCUGCACAGCAGCUGUGACCCGGUGUCUGGGCAGUGCCUCUGCCAACCAGGUUAUACAGGGGUUUCAUGCAACCACCCUUGUAAAGCUGGGGACUAUGGCAGCAGCUGUAAUAUGAGAUGUGGCCACUGUAAAGACAACCAGCCAUGUUCGUCCACUGAUGGUGCCUGUGCUGCCUGUGAACCCGGCUGGAACGGCACGCGGUGUGACCGCCCCUGCGCCUCUGGGUGGUACGGUGAUGGCUGCAGGGAUAAGUGCCCAAAGUGCUGGAAUAAUGAACCCUGUGAUCCAAUAACAGGGAAAUGUUUGAGAUGUGACCCUGGAAGGACGGGAGCCAGGUGUGAGGAGCUCUGCUCUGAUGGGAGAUAUGGAGACGGCUGCCACUUCCUGUGCAGUCAGUGCUUUCAGGGCAAAUGCCAUCAUGUGACAGGAAGAUGUGUCUGUAGCCCUGGUUUCCAAGGAGACAGCUGUAACAGCACCUGUCCCGCUAUGAUGUUUGGGGCCAACUGCUCGUCCCUCUGUGACUGUGGAGAGGGAGUCAGCUGCAACGCCGUCACAGGGGCCUGUCCCUCCAGCGGUAGAGGGGCUGUGCUUGCAGGCGUGCUGGUUCCUUUGUUCCUGCUGUUUGUUGCUGUGCUGUGCUGCUGCCUGUGUUGUGGAGGAGGUCCUACUGAUGGAAAAAACAGGGUGGCUGUGGCUGAGGGCGGCCUGUUGGUCAGGAUGAAAUAUCACGUCUACAGUGUUCUGGCAAACAUCGGUGCUGCCCUCCCCUGUAUGUCUGACUGGUCCUCAGGUCUGCCUCGAGUCACUGUUUCUCACCAUGACCCAGAGCUGACCUUUAACCACAGCUUUAUUGAGCCUCCUUCAUCCGGCUGGGUCGAUGAGGGUUCGUCCUUUGACAGCGAUGAAGAGGAGGGAGAGUCCCUCUACUGCGUUCCCCCGAGGGAAGGUAGGAGCACAGACACAGCUGGAAAGCAGGAGCGUUACGGUCAUGAACGUCCUCUCUGUGUCCUCUCUGCAGAUAUCCCAGCUGUGGCAGGUGGGGAGUUCCAGGAGAUGAGCUCCAAGUGUAACAUGUUCCUAGACCCGUCUGGGUUUAGCAACGAAGACAUUACGUCGUCCUUCAACAUCCCUCGGACCUCCAGCAUCGCCAAGUCCAAGCGGCCGUCUGUGUCGUUUGCAGAGGGGACACGCUUUAGUCCCAAAGAGAGGCGUGGAUCCGGUCAGGACCCCGGUGGUCCUUCUCGCGGCAAAGCUAAGACCCCCUGGGGGGUUUUGAUGCUGUCGGCCCUCCAGAGUCAGGGAGGCACAGCUAGGACUGGGGAGGAGGAUGAAGAUGAAGAAGAGGAGAGAGGAGAUGAGGAAGGGGCUCAAACAGCAGACGAUCAGCAGUCAAGCCGUGAGGACCAGGAAGUAGACAGUAACCCAUCAUAUGCGAAUUUACAAGUCCCUGGGACAUCAGGACGAAGACGGACCAUGUCCAACACAGCUGGUCUGAAAGGAACCCCGCCCCCAACAUCUGAUGGUGAGGUGGGAGCUUCUCAUAAGCUGACCACAGUAUAUGUGACGGUAGGAAAGGCUGGGAGGCCUGUAACAAAACCAGAGUUAAGCUCUGAAGGGCCCGUCCAGGCCAUGCUGCGCAGACUUGGCAGCCUGCAGAGACAAAGAGAGCAGGAUGGAGGAAAGUCCAAGUCAAAGCCCGUCGAGGGGAUCACUAAACCUCCAAGGAGGAAGCUGGGAGCUCGUGCCGCAGUGUGGGAGCAGGGAGGGCCGUCAGGAGCACAGACUAAGCCGAUCAGGCAGAAGAAUGUCUCAGAGGCUCCUCCAUUAGAAGGAAACACUCCCAAACGACCUCUGUCAUCAAUUCUGAAAAGCGUCCCAGAGUUGGCCGCCGCUGACUGUGGGUCAACUCCAAGAGCUGAAGGAGCAGCCGUGCACAGUGUGAAUGCAGGUGUAGAACAAACAGAGAGCAGCUAUCUGACAGUGGGACCAGCAGGAGAGGCCGCUGAGAUUAUCAGCAACCAAGAAGCAGCACACUAUGAACCCUGCUAUGAAAACGUCCUAAUUACACAACCAUAAACCACAGACGCUGAGCCAGAAGAUCAGAGCGUGAUGAACCUUGUUUAUCCCAAUGGAGUAAAAAAAAAUUACAGACAUAAAGUAGUGCUUUAAUUUAUCAUUUACACGAUAACGCUACAAUCAGUUGAUAUUUGGAUUAUGAAAACGAAUGAAACAUGAAAAACACUUCAGAACAAGAUCAACAAGAUAGAACAGCAUGUGAUU
Messenger RNA from Cyprinodon variegatus (sheepshead minnow), 3068 nucleotides. It is a transcript of the gene scarf1, whose product is annotated as scavenger receptor class F member 1. The record is from RefSeq and is a predicted model, not a curated record. Gene Ontology annotation, molecular function: scavenger receptor activity. The coding region runs from base 102 to 2864 and encodes 920 amino acids. Lineage: Eukaryota; Metazoa; Chordata; Actinopteri; Cyprinodontiformes; Cyprinodontidae. The transcript has 10 exons.